Theileria equi strain WA is the source of this 726-nucleotide messenger RNA. RefSeq names its product centrin, putative. Gene Ontology annotation, biological process: spindle pole body duplication. NCBI's taxonomy places the organism in Eukaryota, Apicomplexa, Aconoidasida, Piroplasmida, Theileriidae. The record is from RefSeq and is a predicted model, not a curated record. Gene Ontology annotation, cellular component: mitotic spindle pole body; half bridge of spindle pole body. Gene Ontology annotation, molecular function: microtubule binding; calcium ion binding. The transcript is spliced from 6 exons. Bases 86 to 616 code for a protein of 176 amino acids.
ACAGGGAUAUUUUGUUCAAAUUUCAUCGUAGUCACACUUCUGCUUUUAUUUAGUAAAAAUUUGCAAAUUAUGCCAAAUUUAUAAAAUGAAUAGCAGAAAAUCCGAAGCUUCGUACAAUACGCCGAUAAAAAUCGCUUUUGGCCAAAAUAACAGAAGGGGAAGGUUCGAACUAAGAAGCGACCAGCUUAAAGAGAUCUCAGCCGCGUUUAACCUGCUGGAUUCCAACAAUACCGGCAGAAUCGACUACCACGAACUCAAGGUCGCCAUGAGAGCGCUCGGGUUCGAGGUGAAGAAGCAGGAGGUCCUGGACCUCAUAGCAAAGUACGACAAGACGAACUCUGGGAACAUUGACUUUGAGAACUUUAAGGAUAUAAUGACCAAAAAGUUUUACGAACGCGAUCCAAUGGACGAAAUUAACAGGGCGUUUGACCUGUUUGACGAGGACAAAAAGGGUAAAAUUGUCUUUAACGAUCUCAAGAGGGUCUCAAGGGAACUGGGCCAUGACUUGUCUGACGAGGACCUGCGCGCAAUGAUUGAAGAGUUUGAUAACGAUAGAGAUGGAGCCAUAUCCAAGGAAGACUUUGUCGGAAUAAUGAGACAGACCACUUUGUACUAAUAUUCAGCAUACCCAGUAGCAUUGAAACACUUGAUGUUUAAAAAUCUUCCCAGUUGGGCAUAAUUUGGAGAAAUUUCUCCCUAAAUUUCCAUUUUAAAUCUUGAAUUUCC